GAUUGUUAUAAAUUGUGUAAUUCGUAAUUUGUAACUCCCUUUGUGACGCCAUAUUUAGAACUAUUAUUAAUUUCUAAAGAACCCAUCUUGAACGAAAGUUCUUACAGCAGAUAAAGAACUAAAGCAUUUAUCUAGUUAUUUUGAAAUAAUUUAUUCUUAAAUAUUUCACGUGUUCUAUACUUAUAAACUUUUGAUUCUAUAUAUACUCUUGGUAUGAGAUCACAAGAACGUGGGUCAGGUGAUUAUGAGGUAUUAGAAUGACAUUUAGCAAACUCAAUUGUUUUACAGUUGUUCAGUGGUACUGUUAGUGUUAAGACGCAUGAAGUGGAAUAUACGAAACAAUUACUACUUCACGUUUGUUUUAAAAUUCAAUUUCCGAAACUUAUCUCUGAAAUUGAGUAACAGGUGUAGUUUUACAGUUACUACGUAGUGUAAACCAGCUAUUGAAUUUCCCAAAUUUGGAAGUCAUAACUAGUAUAAACAGUGCACCUAGUAGCUUGGCGUUCUAAAAGUAAAUAGUUAACAAUAACAUCUCUAGAAUUAGAGCAGAGAGGUUAGGCCUACGGAAACUGAAAAUUUACAAAACUAGACCAGUGUUUCAAGUUUCAACAUCAAACUGAAGAAAAGCUUAACUACAAAAAUUACUUGGCCUAGCAGUGUAAAAAAAUUGCAGAACAUCUAACCACUAUAUAGUGGUUCUCCAAUUAUUAAAAUUAAAUUACUCCACCUUUAGAAUUAGAACUAGAACUUAGAUUAGGAGCAACUAGAAAGAUUGAAUUAUGUCUGGGGAAGAGACUAAUCCUUUUGCGGAUCCUGCUGUUACACAAGUGACUGGACAAGCAAGACAAACUCCAUCAAAUUUUGAAGACUAUAAUCCUUUUGCAGAUACUGGAAAUCAGAACAGAGUUCCCUCUCAAGUACGUGGUGCAUCUCACCCUCCCCAAUAUCAAGAUGAUCCACCUUCUGGUGAACCGGCAAUUAUAAAGCCUGUUUCUGAACCCCCACCCACGUAUACACCAUCAGCUUCACAGUCUGUUAAUCAACAGGAUCUCCAGAAACGUCAGCAAGAGCUAGAAAGAAAAGCAGCCGAACUCCAGGAAAGAGAGCAAGCUUUAAGAAAUGUUGGAACAGAUGUUCGAGCAAAUAAUUGGCCACCUUUACCUGCCAAAUGCUGUUUUGGACCUUGCUUUUAUCAAGAUAUAUCUGUGGAGAUUCCCAUUGAAUUUCAGAAGACUGUGAGGACUGUGUACUACUUAUGGAUGUUUUACUUUUGCGUUCUGUGUUUGAAUGUGAUUGGUGCUUUUGCCAUGUUUAUAACUGUUGGUGGUGGAACUACUUUUGGAUUUGCCCUUCUAGCCCUAGUCCUCUUCACACCACUUUCAUUUCUCUGCUGGUUUCGGCCACUGUACAAAGCUUUCAGGAGUGACAGCUCCUUCAAUUUCAUGGUUUUCUUCUUUGUAUUCUUCUUUCAAACCAUCAUUGCUAUCCUGUAUGCCAUUGGAAUACCAGGGAUUGGUGGAUGUGGCAUUGUGAAUGGUCUGGCCUCCUUGCAAAGUCGACCUGUGACGAUGAGCAAUUAUGCUGUAGGAGGGAUUGUUCUGGUCAUUGGAUUCCUAUGGGGUGUGGUAGCUGUUACCUCAUCCAUCAUGUUGCUUAAGAUUCACAAGAUUUACCGAAACAGUGAUGCCAGUUUUGCUAAAGCACAAGAAGAAUUUGCCCACGGUGUUGUUCGCAAUGAAUAUGUCCAAAGUGCUGCUACCAAUGCUGCAACAGCAGCUGCUAAACAGUCACUUAGAGGAAACCGUUACUGAGCCAUUAGCGGAAGCCGAAGCUAGAAGAUCUUAGCUGUGGAAGAUUAUACACGUGUAUGUUGCACUUCUGUACUAAAAUAAGCAGGUGAAAGGUAGAGAGCAAUUGUAAUAUUAAAUAAAAUCACUUUAGUAGUUGAUUGUGUGUUGUUUGUAGUUACUCUAGAUGUGUUGACAUUUGAGUUUCUUAAUACUUGUUUAUUACGCUACAAAUACUUGUUUUUUGGAACAGUUGCAAGCAUGUGAUGACAUGUUCCAAAUUUAUUACUUCUAACAAUCGUUAUGUGGUUUGAAAUUUGAUGUGUUAAUGCCCUCUGGUCUUUAACUGUAAGUGUUAGGUAUAUAUUCUUCUGAAAAAAAAACUAAGCUGAAAAUCAAUAUUUUCUUUAAUAAAUCUAGACACUUAUCCAUAUUAUAAAUACUGUAUAAUUUUCUUUAAUAAUUUUAUAAUAAUCCCGAGAGAAAAACUGAUUUAAUUGUUUAGUACUCAUUACAUAAACCAGUAGUGGAAGUUAAUUGUUGAGUUUGAAUCCAUUGAGAAAGUGGAUUUUAUUAUUAAAAUACAUUGAAUAGUUCUCUACGAUAUUUGUUUUCGUAUCUUUUCAUGAUAAAUGUGAGAGAUACAGCUUUUAGAACAUUUAUUUUUAUGUAAUGAUAUUAACACCCACAAAUUUACUAAUAAUAGUUACCUUUCUUCUCCCUCUGACUCUAACAAUUAUUAUUAUAACUUAGAAUAAUCAUAAACAACAAACAGCAGUAACAAGUUCUGGUUCCCAUAGAUAAAAUUCAAAAUACCGUGUUAUAAAUAUUAGUAAACAUUUUUGUCUACUGUGAAUACAGGUUUAGUGUUUUAAACUUGUAUCAUUAAUUAAUCAGUAAUUAAAUAAAGAUUUAAAACUUCUAUUUAACAUGAGCUUUUGGUCACCACACGGGACUUUUUGUCAUGUUAAUGGUAAGUUAUAAAAUUUUGAUUUAAUCAUUAGUGUCAGGCAUAUAUUUUUCUGAAAAAAAUAAACUUGAAAUAAAUACAA
Limulus polyphemus (Atlantic horseshoe crab) is the source of this 2839-nucleotide messenger RNA. RefSeq names its product secretory carrier-associated membrane protein 1-like. Gene Ontology annotation, biological process: protein transport. The record is from RefSeq and is a predicted model, not a curated record. NCBI's taxonomy places the organism in Eukaryota, Metazoa, Arthropoda, Merostomata, Xiphosura, Limulidae. The transcript has 10 exons. Gene Ontology annotation, cellular component: trans-Golgi network membrane; recycling endosome membrane. The coding region runs from base 780 to 1811 and encodes 343 amino acids.